Messenger RNA from Camellia sinensis, 1330 nucleotides. The record is from RefSeq and is a predicted model, not a curated record. Lineage: Eukaryota; Viridiplantae; Streptophyta; Magnoliopsida; Ericales; Theaceae.
AAGGCUACAAUCGAAGUCAAUUAAAUUCUGUUUGAUGUGGAUUUGAAUUUCAUUCGAAAGGAAAUCAUAUUCUUGGAAAUUGCAAUCUUAGAAUAAGUCUUUAAUGUUAGUAUAAUAUUAUAUCCUAAAGAAAUAACUUCAAGUAAUAUAUAUCCUUUUUCUUUUUUCUUUUUUUUUUGGGAGAUUAGGUAAUCUUCAUUUUUUUCAGUGUUUGAAAUUUGUUGCUAUAUAUAUAUAUAAAAUCUGCAUGUUGAAUAGAUUGUAAAUUUGUAAUUCUUGGUGGUGUGAAGUUCUGGUUUUCUUCCCCUUUGGAGUUGUUGAAAUUGAAUUCAAACAAAAAGAAAAGGGAAAAAAAAAAAAAAAAAGCAGAAAGAAAUUAUCAGAAGAGGUUUCUUGAGAAUACCCUUAUUUUUUAUUUUGUGUUUAUUUAAAUUAUUUAUUCAAUAGAUUAUUCACCUAAGACUCAAGGUAACACAUUGUUUCUCUAGAACUGUUUUGUUUCUGUUUUGGAAAAUGACAUCCAUAAGUUGGUGGAUUGCUAAGGAAAACGAUCAGAUUGAAGAGUUGUUCUUCUUUUCCAUACGAUGAAUUUUGGGUUCGAAACUCAAUUCACACAGAAAGCUUUUCUUAAUGCUGGACUGAACAAUGAAAGAAUAAAAAAAUCAAAUCUCUAUUGCUUGGAAUUUUUAUGUUUCACAUCUAUUUUUAGUUUCUUCAUUGGUUUCUCUCCUAUAAGAAACAAUGUUUAUUUUCAGUGGUUUAGACAAAGACGCAAGAAACCUAUGCUGGAAGCGCUCAAGAAAAUUAAAGCUGAGCUUAUGGUUCUUGGAUUUAUUUCCCUACUCUUGACAUUUGGGCAACACUACAUUGCCAACAUCUGUAUUCCCAUAAAGCUCGCAGACACAAUGUUCCCAUGCCCCAUGAAACAUCCUCCCCAGCACCACGGACCAGAGCUUAAUUUGCCUCAUGAGCCUGAUGAGCUUAAUGCGCCUCAUGAGCCUAAACAUGUGCCUGAUGAACAUAAUUUGCCUCUUGACCCUAAACAUGAGCCUGAACAUGUGGCUGAACACCAUACGAGGCUUCUAUGGUAUGAGCAUAGAUUUUUAGCAGGUGAUAGUCCAGUUUCAGGGUGCAAGAAGGUAUUACCAUAUCUGCUUUCUCAGGAGCACGCCCAACAGUGACUAUCUUCUGAAGAAUCACCAAAAAUAUCAGGUUAACAUUUUGUGCAUAGUAUUAACUAAAUAACCAUAAAGAUGACAAUUGAAGUACUUACUGAAGUUAUUUCGAAUGCACUGGGCAUUGAAACCUUAUAACCUAUGUGCCUGGAGUC